This is a messenger RNA of Nerophis ophidion (straightnose pipefish), 3425 nucleotides long. Its product is annotated as C-X-C chemokine receptor type 2-like. Bases 1181 to 2257 code for a protein of 358 amino acids. The record is from RefSeq and is a predicted model, not a curated record. Gene Ontology annotation, molecular function: C-X-C chemokine receptor activity. Gene Ontology annotation, biological process: G protein-coupled receptor signaling pathway; neutrophil chemotaxis; immune response. Gene Ontology annotation, cellular component: membrane. The transcript is spliced from 2 exons. NCBI's taxonomy places the organism in Eukaryota, Metazoa, Chordata, Actinopteri, Syngnathiformes, Syngnathidae.
ACACACACUCACCUACAGACACACACACACACACCUACAGACACACACACCUACACACACACACACACACACACACACACACACACUCACCUACAGACACACACACACACACCUACAGACACACACACCUACACACACACACACACACCUAGAGACACACACACACACACCUACAGACACACACACACACAGACACAGACACUAAUACACACUCACCUACAGACACACACACCCACACACACACACACACUCACCUACAGACACACACACCUACACAUACACACACCUACACACACACACACACCUACAGACACACACACACACAGACACAGACACUAAUACACACUCACCUACAGACACACACACACACACACACCUAGACACACACACUCACCUACAGACACACACACCUACACAUACACACACCUACACACACACACACACCUACAGACACACACACACACAGACACAGACACUAAUACACACUCACCUACAGACACACACACACACACACACCUAGACACACACACUCACCUACAGACACACACACCUACACAUACACACACCUACACACACACACACACCUACAGACACACACACACACAGACACAGACACUAAUACACACUCACCUACAGACACACACACACACACACCUACACACACACACACACACCUACAGACACACACACACACAGACACAGACACUAAUACACACUCACCUACAGACACACACACACACACACACCUAGACACACACACACACCUACAGACACACACACACACACAGACACAGACACUAAUACACACUCACCUACAGACACACGCACUUACGCAUACACACACACACACCUACACACACACCUACACACACACACCUACACACACACACCUACACACACACACCUACACACACACACACGGCAAGCAUUAAAAAGACAGCAAGACAAACAGGAAGUGUUCCUUUCACAACAAACCUCCCUUCCUGUUUCCACACCGACUUUGUUUCUUCACCUGCGGCCCGGCGGUCGUCAGGGUCCAGAAGACCACGUGACCCGGGGAGAAACUUCCUUGCCAUGGCAACCACCCUCCCCAUGGCGGCAGGAAGUGUGGCGAGAGGAAGUCGGGCCAGGAUCCACAGAGCGCUCGUCCUCCUCGGCGAGUCAAACCUUCCGGCUGAUCAUGUCCAUCAUCGUGAACUUCGACUACGGUUAUUUCGACCUCCUCAAUGACUCCGCCCACAGCAACCACACGGUGUUCGUGGUGGAUCCCGGCACGCUGCCGUGCGAGGUGCGGCCCCUGGACGCCCGCGCCGCCACGGCGCUGAGCGUGCUCCUGGUGGCCAUCUUCCUCCUGGCCAUCCCCGGGAACCUGCUGGUGGCGUGCGUGAUCGCGCACAGUCGGCGCACGCUGACGCCGUCCGACGUGUACCUGUUCCACCUGACGCUGGCGGACGGGCUGAUGGCGCUGACCGUGCCUUUCUGGGCGGCGGCGCUGACUCAGGGCUGGAUCUUCGGCGACGGCAUGUGCAAGGCGCUCAACCUGAUCUUCGAGACCAACUUCUACAGCAGCAUCCUCUUCCUGGCGUGCAUCAGCGUGGACCGCUACCUGGCCAUCGUGCGCGCCAACCAGGCCCUCGGGAGCCAGCAGAGGAAGUGCAGCCGGCUGGUGUGCGGCGCCGUGUGGGCCCUGGGGAGCGCCCUGGCUCUGCCCGCGCUCUUCAACGACGCCGUCCGAGCGGACCAGGACUCGGACAGGAUGUCGUGCUCCGAGAGCUUCGACGUGGGCAGCGCCCCCGUGUGGAGGAUCGCCACGCGCGGUUUCCGACAUUUUUUCGGCUUCCUGCUCCCCCUGGUGGUCAUGGUGGUCUGCUACGGCGUCACCGUCGCCAGGUUGCUGCGCACGCGGGGCUUCCACAAGCACCGCGCCAUGCGGGUCAUCGUGGCCGUGGUGGUGGGCUUCCUGCUGUGCUGGACCCCGUACCACCUGGCCCUGAUGGCGGACACCAUCUUGAGGGCGGAGCUGGUCCGCUUCGACUGCGGCGAGCGGCGGGCGGUCAGCACGGCGCUGCUUCUGAGCAACAGCUUAGCUCUGCUGCACAGCGGCAUCAACCCGCUGCUCUACGCCUUCGUGGGCAAGAAGUUCCGCAAGAACAUGAGGACCCUCCUGCACAGGAAGGUCGGACCGGAAGGAGCGUCCGGCUCCAAGUUCAGCAGGUCCACAUCUCAGACCUCCGAGGGCCACGGCGCUCUGGCCUGAAACGGGAGCUGGAGGACUGCGCCAAGGUCCGGGGCGCCCGACCUCUCCCACCCGGGGCCGCAGACAUUUCCCGGUUUUCACCUUCAGAACCAGGACAAUGCCUAGGUUUUCUUCACAGAGGUCCUUUAAAAGCCCAACUAAAAUGCUAACGGUUAGCACGAUGGCAAGGUAGGAAACAUAAAUAGAUAAAAGCUGGCAUGUUAACAGUACUAUGCUAACAUGCUAACGGUUAGCACGAUGGCAAGGUAGGAAACAUAAAUAGAUAAAAGCUGGCAUGUCGACAGUACUAUGCUAACAUGCUAACGGUUAGCACGAUGGUAAGGUAGGAAUAAUAGACAAAUGCUAGCAUGCUAACAGUACUAUGCUAACAGUUAGCAUCUGUGAAAUACCAAAAUAUAUGACACUGAUGUGUAUACCUGCUAAAUUAGCUACAAAAGCUAGUAUGCUAAUGUUAUCAUGCUAAAAUACAAAUUGUAGCACAUGUCAAGCACAUAAAAAGGAUUACUCUGCGAUGGGUACCAGAAAAAUGUGUUACAAAUGCAAACAUGGUAACGUUAGAAGACGUCAAGUAGCAAAAUAGAAAUGAACUAAAAGCUGGGAUUAAAGUGUGCAUGCUGACAGUACUAUGCUAAUAAUAGCAUGCUUACAGUUAGCAUCAGCAAAAUACCAAAAUAUAUGACAGUUUUUUUGAUCGAUUGAUACAUUUAUUAGUAGAUUGCACAGUACAGUACAUAUUAUGUACAAUUGACCACUAAAUGGUAACACCCCAAUAAGUUUUACAACUUGUUUAAGUCGGGGUCCACCUUCAUCAAUUCACUGAUGUAUAUACCUGCUAAAUUAGCUACAAAAGCUAGCAUGCUAAUGUCUGCAUGCUUACAUAUGAACAACAAACCUUAGUAGUCUGCCAUGUGUACCAGGAAGAUUUGGUAAAAAUGCUAGCAUGGUAACAUUAGCAUACAUCAAGUAACAAAAUAUAACUUAUUAGCUAAAAGCUGGCCUAUUAAGGUUAGCAUGCUAACAGGUAGCAUUCAUCAAAUAAAAAACCCCUGCAAAAUGAAGUCAAUAUUAGUGUGCUAACAAAUGCUAUACAUUAGCUCAACUUUGGACACCUGGGUCAUGUGACCUCACUAUUCAUGUGGCAAACAAUAAAAGCAGGAUGAAACCUUCA